Messenger RNA from Pseudomassariella vexata, 3666 nucleotides. RefSeq names its product RIC1-domain-containing protein. NCBI's taxonomy places the organism in Eukaryota, Fungi, Ascomycota, Sordariomycetes, Amphisphaeriales, Pseudomassariaceae. The record is from RefSeq and is a predicted model, not a curated record. Gene Ontology annotation, cellular component: Ric1-Rgp1 guanyl-nucleotide exchange factor complex; cytosol; Golgi membrane. Gene Ontology annotation, biological process: retrograde transport, endosome to Golgi; intracellular protein transport. Bases 193 to 3495 code for a protein of 1100 amino acids. The transcript has 3 exons. Gene Ontology annotation, molecular function: protein binding.
GACCAGGAUAUUUUCACAUACAACUAUCUACUUACGUAUCUUUUACCAUGAAAUAAACAUCUCCCCCAAUGGCGGAAUGAAUUAGCUUUGAAUUUACAGACUCAUUGGUUAUCCACGCAACGUAUAUCAUCACCUGUUUUUUCGGCUGGUAUGAGGUGACGCGAAUGAGGCCCCAGUUGGCUUGGAGCAGCCAUGUACUGGCCCAUUGGAACCCCUCGUAUUUAUGCGACCACCACUAGCCAAGCUGCAGCGAGACCAAGGGCCGUCGUCUCUCACGAUGGCCUUGAGCCAAGUACAGGUGCCGACAACAGUUCUUUAUUGAGCACAACCCCGUCAACGUCUCGAAACGACGAAGACAACACUCCCAAGGAAGCCAACCUUGAUGUACCGCUGCAGGUCCCGCCGACGCCCUUCACACCCGCAACUCCGGCCGUCAACUCCGUCGAGCACGAUUACUAUCACGAUGUAUUUGCGCGAAGCUUCCAGGACCUGGCAGUGUCCGAUGGAGCUGCCGUGCCGUCCGGCGAGCCUAUUGUUGCCCUAAAAGUCUCUCGGACUGGUCAUUUAUUCGCUGUCAUAACGCCCACCACUAUGACGAUCUGGCAGACCAAGCCCACAGUUAUUCUCGCCGUGGUCGUACGCUCCGAGACUUCCAUCAAAUCUUACGGCGCCAACGUUGCUCUCUUGCUGCGGCCCGAUUCCGCCAUCUUCGUCGUCCAAACGAGCUCUGGUUACCUCAUUACUUACUCCCUCGCCACAGACGCCGAAUCCCGUGUGUACAAACCUCACUUCGCAGACCAUAAAAACAUUCAGAGACGGAGACAGAGUCAUUUUGGCGGCCCUGGGAAUACCGCCCCAGACCAGAUUUUGCUAGGGCCCGGCGAAGGGUCUGGCGUCCGCGACGUCAGCGUUCGUUUUCGUAGGGUCAUUAAAGUGGAUGCCGGAAUCGAAUGUGCGCUUGCUCUUGACGAUGAACUGGUCGUCGCUACCCGGAAACCCGCCGCCGUGCAGUGCAUACGAUGGACCCCCGACAGUACUGGUAGCCAGACAAGCACCGAACUUGUGAGUCGCAUGGGCUGGCUAGAGAAGAAGACUUGUAUUAAGGAGAUGACGCAUGACCGACCAAUGAACCUGUCCACUUGGAUUACCAGUGGUGGUAAAGCAUUUGCUGUUCAGCGUAGCUCAAGCGCGCAUGCUACCCAGUCACAAAAUAACGGUAAUGGCGAGGUGGACCCGAAGAAGCUGUUCAGAGGCUACUGCUUUCAUUCCCCGCAAAGCGAGAGUAGUCAUGCAGUGAGAGCAGUCAUCAAUGCAAGGUUCUCGCUCAUCGCAGUAGGCUGCGCCGAUGGAUCUAUCCACGUCUACUCUGCCAGGGACUACGUGGGCAAUAUUCCAGCUUCUCAUGUGCACAACAACCCCGUAUCACCAAAGGCGUCCGGAUCCCUGACUGCCUUGACCUACUCACCUGACGGGUAUUGCUUGUUUGCCGGCUAUGAGAAUGGCUGGGCAGCAUGGAGCGUGUACGGGAAAUCAGCAAGCCAUAGCUUUGGCGUCAGUACCUCGGUAGCGUCCAACAACAAAGAAGAGUGGCUGUUGGGCAUACGUGAAGCAUGCUGGAUAGGCGGUGCGUGUGAGCUCCUCCUCGUGGGUCGCCAAAACGAAGCCAUUUGGGCACUGGAGAUGGCACGCAGUGCCGUGACGGGCUGUUACAGCCCCCCCAAUCUGUUUCGGACCGUCCUGCAGAGCUCUUCUAGCGUCAUGGUUUACAGGGGCUAUGACCUCCCGGACCUGACCAGUAUUUCUGCGGAACCGUUCUUGUGGCACACCGCGAGGAUCCCGUCCAACUAUCUACUGAACCAAUGGCCGAUUAAAUGCACUGUCGUCUCCUCUGAUGGCAGGUAUGUGGCGGUCGCUGGUCGACGGGGUCUCGCCCAUUACAGUAUCAACAGCGGCAGAUGGAAGACAUUCGCCAAUGGAGUCAUGGAAAACGAGUUUCAAGUCAGGGGUGGGAUGUGCUGGUAUCAACACAUACUCGUGGCAGCUGUUGAAGCCAACAGGUCGUACGAGUUGCGUCUCUACUCUAGGGAAACGGCACUGGACAGCACAACGGUCAUGUUCACGCAGCAGAUGCCAGCCCCUAUUGUUUUGAUCACUCCGUCGGGUGAAGACUCACUUCUAGUGUACACAUACGACAACCUACUUUAUCAUUUUGUCUUCGCGCCCGUAGCUGGUGCGCUGCGGCCAAUCCAGGUCGGGCAAAUUGCUUUUCACGGCAUUGUCAGAUCACCAGCCAGAGUCCGAGGUCUCAGCUGGAUAUUACCAGAGAGCCAAUUAGUGGACGGUGACCCCUCUCAGGACGUUGCCGUGGCGUCGGUGCUUUUCUUAGUCGAUGGAAAACUCGUCCUGCUGCAGCCAUCCUUCAAUAACGAAGGUCACCUCAAAUAUGACAUGCGCGUCAUAUCACAGAACGUGGAAUAUUAUAUAAGCAUGAGGGACCAGUCGUCAGUGCAUAUGCUAGGCCAGCCAAACGAUCGCUUCUCUUUGGAAACCGAGGAAGUCAGUCUCCGAAAUGCUCUUUGGGUUUUCGAGGGUCAUGAGCUGAGAGCCUGGCCGGAUAUCCAGGACGUCCUAAGAGCUACGACAGACUCUACCAAGGAACUGCCUCCGACUGUGUUGAUAGCAGUUGAUUUCUAUCCCCUAUCUAUCCUCAUGAGCAAGGGCAUCAUUCUCGGGGUCGAGCCGGACUUGGUGCAACGGAGGGACAUCAACUUCUCCUUCUUCCGCUUUUCCAUUAGGACUCAUCUCUUUCUCCCCGCGAUCCUGCGGUUCCACCUGACAAACAACAAUUCCUUCGCUGCUCUGAAGCUAGCUCAAAAUUAUGAAAACUUAGAAUACUUUGCUCAUGCACUAGAAAUCUUGCUUCAUCACGUUCUCGAUGAGGAGGUGGACUCGGCACCGGCCCCCGAAGCGGCCAUUCUUCCCCGGGUACUGUCGCUACUAUCAUCGUUCAGACAGUAUCUGGACAUUGUAGUCCAGUGCACGAGAAAGACGGAGGUGAGAUCGUGGCGAACCCUUUUUGCAUAUCUCCCGCCACCGGGAGAACUGUUUGAAGAGUCGCUACAGCGCGGGUCCUUGAAAACGGCCGGCGGGUAUUUACUCAUCUUACACACGUUUGAAGAGCUCGACACGGCAUCAGAGCAGUCGGUCCGGCUAUUCUCCCGCGCAAUCCGAGAGGAGGAUUGGGAACUUUGCAAGGAAUUGGCUAGGUUCCUGGCGGCGAUGGAUGAGAGCGGCGAAACGCUGCGGGAGGCAAUGCAGCUGGUCAAUCUAAGGGUGGGACAGGACAGGGAUGAGGCGGAUUUGAUGACUAGACUUGGUGUGCCGUCGUCGCGAAGGUUGAAUGGGGGCACGAAACAGGACUCGGAUAUUGGUUCAGAUGUGCAAUCGGCGGCAGUAAGCGAAACGAGCAGUUUUGGGACUGCGAGUCCAUCGUAGUUAUGGCUGCGUAUAUGUAGAAAGUUGCAUAGAGUUGCUUGUAUUGGCGAAGGGGGAUCAAAUAACCAAGGUAUGGAAUGAAAGCGGGUAUCUAAAACGAGAGGUUUCUGUUCUUUUUGGAUUUGAUUGUUUCAAGAUCACCACGGCCCCUUUUUCUGCGUCGCUCGGAAU